Messenger RNA from Perca fluviatilis (European perch), 805 nucleotides. RefSeq lists its product as uncharacterized. Bases 105 to 638 code for a protein of 177 amino acids. Gene Ontology annotation, cellular component: extracellular region. The transcript has 6 exons. Gene Ontology annotation, biological process: intracellular iron ion homeostasis; defense response to bacterium. Lineage: Eukaryota; Metazoa; Chordata; Actinopteri; Perciformes; Percidae. The record is from RefSeq and is a predicted model, not a curated record.
UUACACACUCAGCCAUCACACAGGGGAAAUCACUCAAAGAGCUGACGGAGACACCUAAAGGUCUGAAGAAGUCUACUUGAUUGAACAGUUUGAACCGUCCUAAGAUGAAGACAUUCAGUGUUGCAGUUGCAGUGGCCGUCGUGCUCACCUUUAUUUGUAUUCAGCAGAGCUCUGCUGUCCCAGCCACUGAAGUGCAAGAGCUGGAGGAGCCAAUGGGCAUUGAGAAUCUGGCUGCUGAACAUGAGGAGACAUCAGUGGACUCGUGGAAGAUGCCGUAUAACAACAGACACAAGCGUGGCUUUAAGUGUCGCUUUUGCUGCGGCUGCUGCACCCCGGUGUCUCGGUGUGGAUUCUUGAACAGUUUGAACCGUCCUAAGAUGAAGACAUUCAGUGUUGCAGUUGCAGUGGCCGUCGUGCUCACCUUUAUUUGUAUUCAGCAGAGCUCUGCUGUCCCAGCCACUGAAGUGCAAGAGCUGGAGGAGCCAAUGGGCAUUGAGAAUCUGGCUGCUGAACAUGAGGAGACAUCAGUGGACUCGUGGAAGAUGCCGUAUAACAACAGACACAAGCGUGGCUUUAAGUGUCGCUUUUGCUGCGGCUGCUGCACCCCCGGUGUCUGCGGAUUGUGCUGCAGAUUCUGAGGAUUCCUGCUCCAACAACUACUGUACAAUUCAGAUGUUUCUAAACUUCAUCAUGCUGUAGUUAAUGUGCAUGUACUCAGUGAUGUGACUGCAUCGUCCACUGGUUUUGCUAAAUAUCUGAUACUGCUGUGGAUUGUCACAAUAAAGUUGAAUGUCACUAUAUGAAA